UCACGAAUGCAUUGCACAGUGAUCCACCGCUCGUCCUGACAUCGCAAUCCUUUGUAAAAGAAGAAGAAGAAGAAAACGGACAAACAAUGGAUUGUGCUGUUGACGAUUUCAAGAGAAUGCUUCAUAAGAAAGCAUCUGGCCUGAAAGAGUCCUCUUCAGUUAAGAAGUGUGAUGUCAUAUUGUACUUCUGCCCCAUUACUUCACGAGCAGGAACUGAUAUUGAUGCUGCAAUGAAGCACCUUAAUCAAAUCACAAGCGACUUACAAGCUUCCAAACUUGCCAUCGUUGUGGUGCUCCAUAUCACGUUUGACCCAGAUAAAAUAAUAUCUGACAGUGAAAAAAUUAUCAAGCAAGAGAACACAUAUGCUGUAGACUGUCUGCUUUGUGAAACUGAUGGAUUACUGGAAUGUCAGAAGAAUGCAGAAGCAAUUAAAAAGACUGCAAAUCACUUCAAAAGCAAGAAGCUGACUUCAUUUUAUUGCUUGACAAAAGAUGAUAGGAACACUUCUUCACCCAUAUACGAGAAUACAGAAAGUACCCCGCUGAUUCACAGUGACGACUCAAGUGAAGGAGUCAUACAAAGACAAGAAGAUGUACCAAGACAAGAAGACAAACUAAGACAAGCAGACAAACUAAGACAAGAGGCUUGUUGUUUUUGUGGGGUUUGCUUCUUCUUUUGUUGUGGUUGGCUUUGUGAAUGUAAACCUUAUAAAAGAAUAUGUGCAUGUUGUCACUGUCAGAAAUAAUUAGUGGCUGUGUAGCUUGAUGAAAUCAAACUAUCAUGAAAACAACUGUAAAAAAAUAUCAGUAAAUUAUCAGUUUUCCAUAUCUUGUGAUUCAUGUUUUUAUUUUUCCCCCUUUGUUUAUGCUUUUGAACAACUUUUAAUCUUUAAAGAUCGAAAAAGUGACAUUGAUUUACAUUUUUGAUAGCUUAAAGAGUUUGUCUGGGUUGGUGUUGUAUAUUACGGUACAUAUACUUAUUUUGCUAUACUUUAUUUCUAUCUCUAUACAUUAUAUUAGUUCAAACUAUUACAAACUAUUCAAUAGAGCAGCAACCAACAUCCAAUGAUGCAAUUCACAACUGUGAAUAAAUGAAAAACGCUUGUGAAAUCACAAAAUAUGGAAAAUUUUUAAUUAAAGUAAUUAAUUAACAGAUAUUUUUUUACAUUGUACAGAGAAACAAAGAGUGCAGCAUAAAGAGACUUAAACUCUGAAUACAAUUAGCAAGCAACUGGCUCUGACAAAUACAUAAAGAUAUUUUAUUUUGAUGCUGGGUACAUAGUUGGUUACAUGUAAUAUGUGUCAUGAUUAAAAAUGAAGUACUUCUAAUAUCAUUAUUUUACAAAUUAAAUAUAACUCAUAGCCAUAUUAAAUUAUGUUUUAUAAUUAAUGACAUGAUUGCAUUAUGCUUUACUACUGUGAAAUCAUAUACAACUCUCGAGUCUGGUAUUUGAAUUUGAUUGGCUGAGAGGCCUCCACUAAUACCACCACAGAGACCUCUUCGCCAUGUCACUCCAUAUACCAGGGGUCACCAAUCUCAUUCCUGAAGGUCCGGUUCCUGCAGGGUUUAGCUCCAACUUGCCUCAACACACCUGCCUGUGUGUUUCAAGUAUACCUAUGACCUUGAUUAGCUUGUUCCAAGUGUGUUCGAUAAAUCUGCACAACACCGAACCUCCAGGAACAAGUUGGUGAUCCCUGAUAUAUACUAUAUGUCAUGGACUAAAGUCAAAUACUGCUGUUGUGUUUUAUUUUAGGCAAAAAUGUAGUUGUUUAGACUUUAUAUAAAAGGUUUGUUAGUAAGGAUAACACCUAUUUGAAUUUUUGUUUCAAUGAUUUUGGAGAUAUCAGGAUGACAGUGGUUGUUUAGCUAAAGAACCUGUCAACCUUACCUCAGACACUUAAUCUGGAAUCUGCCAUUGCUCUUUGACAUACAUCUCUAUAGUGGUUAAACAUGAUGUAAUUUGUUUUGGGUAUUGACAAUUUUUUUUUCUUAAACAAUUCAAUUAUUUGUUUCUGAGCAAAUAGUUCUGACUGAGGACAAAGUAAAAAUUGUAAUUAUUAAUUAAGUAAUGUAUCAAAUUGUGGCCAUUUUUUAAUUUAACUGGUUUCCUUGUGUCUUGGUUAUAAAUAAAGUUUUUUACUUUGUCCUCAGUCAAAUCUAUUUGCUCAGAAACAAAUAAUUGAAUUGUUUAAUAACAAAUAUUGUCAAUACCCAAAACAAGUUACAUCAAACACUAUACAUACUGUAAAUAAUAUUAUUUAAUAAAACUAUUCUGUA
Molecule: messenger RNA, 2278 nt
Organism: Danio rerio (zebrafish)
Lineage: Eukaryota; Metazoa; Chordata; Actinopteri; Cypriniformes; Danionidae
Source: RefSeq, a predicted model, not a curated record